Molecule: messenger RNA, 4673 nt
Organism: Leucoraja erinaceus (little skate)
Lineage: Eukaryota; Metazoa; Chordata; Chondrichthyes; Rajiformes; Rajidae
Gene: spef2
Product: sperm flagellar 2
Biological process (GO): sperm axoneme assembly
Cellular component (GO): sperm midpiece; manchette
Source: RefSeq, a predicted model, not a curated record
AUGCACAGAAAUCGCAUCUUCCGUGAGAAGCAGUAUGAGGAGCAGCGACUGAAAGAGUUCACAGAUUCGCUGGACCGAUCGAAAGUAGCGUGGCUGGAGCAGGCGGAGGAGCGGCGUCGGCAGCGGGAGGUGCACGAGGGUCUGUUUGGCGGAGUGGGCUUGAGGCGGCGUUUCCGGAAACAUUACGCCCUGUGCCUGGAGGUGGCCGAGCAUAUCGUCGACCUGGCCACCAUUGUGUCUGACUACCGUCACCUCCCCUUAGGGUAGGUGGCACCGGAGGUGAUGAGGGAGUGGAAGGAGCUGUUCUUUUGCCCCGAACCCCAGCAACACAUCUAUCAGCCACCGGCCUCAGCACUGCAGCUUGACGUUCGACCACCCCAGGAUGACAUUGCGGCCAAGCAGCAACUGCUCAAUACCCAGGAUUAGGAGAAUACCAGUGUGAUCACAGGGUGGUGGAACCCCCUGGACAAUGGGCUUAACCUCGGCCCCCCUCUGAACAACAACGUUCUGGGCCACGCCGUCCGCGCAUCAUUGAUACGGGUGGAACCGCCAUCUCACGGCCAGCCCCCCCACCCCCGCGCCGCUUUCCCGCCGUUCCCCCAUUCAAGGGCCCGGAUCCUGGGCAAGGUGAACGCUGGCAAAACCGCUGCCCUGAAGCAUCUGACCCAGUCCCUGAAUCUGCGAGCGAUCAGUACCAACACCGUGCUGCAGGAGGCAGUGCAGGGCUGCCGGCGAGGGAAAACCAUGGACCCCGGGGAGAGGCAGGAGGGACAGCAGAACCUGGAACAGAGGGGAGAGGCGGGUGGCCCAGACGUGGCGGGAGCUGUUGUGGGCGAUGUUGUUGCUGAGGGGCAGGACGGUGAGAAUGGAGCUACGCGGGAGCCAGCCCCCUUGCCCUCAGGAAGCCCCCUUGUGGGGCAGCUGGAGUCGGCGCCCGAGGCACAGAGCGGGAGCGAGCAUCAACCCGUGCCAGACCCACAGGUGGAGCAGAAGGAACUGCCGGAAGCCCUGACCUCCACCGCUGACAAUCAAGAGCCCCAGCUCAGUGCAAGAGCCAAACUGGGACAGAGAGCUGCCGACAUUCUGAAGAAAGGGGAGAGUGUUCCUGACCAGUUGUUGGUGGAGAUCAUGACCGAGUACCUGCGACGGCUGCCGGUGGGGUGCGGCUGGAUCCUGGAUGGUUUCCCCAUGACCUUGGGCCAGGCCAAGCUGCUGGAGAAGGCACUCACCGGCGUCCACCCUGACACGACCGCGGCCAAGACCAAGAGGUCCAAGACCAAGCUGGUGGUGGAUCCCAAAGCACCCGAGGAGCCGCCACCUCCCCGCCCUGCCCUGGAUAUCGUCAUCCUGCUGGACGUUUCUGACAACACCGCGCUGACUCGCCACUUGCACCCAGGGUGUGCAGAGGCGCAGGAAGCCCCCAGUCUGCGGGAAGAACAUGUCGGGCUGGAUGACACUGAGAGCCCCCCCUCAGCACAGGAACAGGUGCUGCUGCCCCGGCUGGCGGGAUUCCUGGACCACUGGGCGGAGCUGGAGCAUUGGCUAGAGGGGCAGAGCAUCCUGGUGAAAGUGAACGGCGAGCUGGAGCGCUCCGAGCUGCUGGAGAAGCUGCAGCUGCUGCUUGUCCAGGCCCUGCUGAAGAAGCACAGCCCAGAUACUGUGACUGAGAAGCCUCCGGAGAUGCCGCCUCCAGCCCAGGCUGAACCAUCUCCUGCCCAGGAAGCCCCAGACACCUCUCCAAAGGAAGGGAUUCCUGCAGCACAAGGUUCGGUGAGUGUUGCCGGUGCCACCAAAGAGAAGAACAAGGUGUCGCUGCGUGAGAGGAAACAAAGCAAAGGGGGCUCGGCUGUUCCAGCAGAUUCGGUGAGCAGCUCGGCGAAGGGCAAGAAGGGAGGCGAGUCUCCUGGUGACAGGAAGCAAUCCAAGUCAGGUUCUAUCAAAGGAAAAAAAGGCAAGGAGCAGAAAGGGAAGUUGGAAGCACAAGCAUCGGAGCCCGCCAGUCAACUGGACAGUGGCCUGCCCCCACCUCCAAAACCCGGAUCCGACCAGUGGGUCUACGUGGAUGAGCCGGUUCCCCAGGAGAUUGCGGAGUACCUGGCUCGCUACUGGAACGGCAUUGUGGACAUCUACAUCACCACCAUCCACAAGGUGAUGCAGGAACUGCGGCAGGAGAGGCACCUACUCAUCCACAACCUGCACGCCCUGUGGAGGGAUUACGGGGAGUACUUGGACAUUCGUCCGGAUCACAAGCAGGAGUUUGUGUCGCGAUGGCAGGAGGACUUCAACUCUGUGACCGACGAGCUGCGCAAUGACAAUGAUGUCAAAGCUGAGCUGCUGCUGCGGCUCUACAACCUGCGGGAAUGUCUGUGGGAUAUCUCGGACAGGAGGAAGGAGGAGGCUAUGCGGGAGCGGCAGAACCUGAUUGGGAGCGGCUGGCUGCAGGAUCACCUGGGAAUCAUUCUCAACCUCUACACCACCCUGAUGCAGGUGGAGGUGGAUCGCUUCCAGGACAGCGCCAGGUUCCUGCAGGAUUACUACCAGGGGAUGGAAGGCACAAUCCCUCAGGAGCACAACAAGGAGUUUGCACGGAUCCCGCUGGUCGAUGUUACUGAUUUAGAGGCACCCGCCUUCACAGACCUAGAGAUCAGGAAUUCUCUCCUGCCGGAAGGUGUGGAAAUAACGGAAGCCAGCAGUCCAACUCCCAGUAAAGAUGAUCAGCAGGGGAGCGAACAGCAAGAAGGCCAAGAGAUUAAAUUGUUCAAUCUUCCCCAGUCGGAUGGACAGAGAAAGACAGAAACCAGCAGUCUGGGCACCAGGGGCGAGGAGCAACAAGGGGGAGAACAGGAAGGAGGACAACAGACAAAACCAUUCAGAGUGCCCCUGGUGCCGUAUCGAAUCCCCUCGUCCAGUCAGGUGGUGAAGGACAAAGGCAAGGCAACGGUGAAGGCAGCAGCAAAGGUCAAGGAGGAGGUGCUGGCUGCAGAGCCUCUGCUCCACACCAGCAUCGAUGACUAUCUGAUCUUCGAAGCCUACAACACAGCAAUCUCAACCCUCUCAAACCUGAUCCAGAGAGAAGUGAAGAUCAAGGAGGACGAGGAGAAGAAGGAGCAGAAACUGAAGGAAGAAAAAGAGCAGCUGAAAUCCUCAGCUGGCAAAGAGGGCAAGAAGAAGUCUGCUGGGAAGAAGAAAGGGCUCCGCUCCACCACUCCUCAGAUGCCCGUGGUGGUGGAGAACCCAGAGGAGGCUCGCAGGAGGGAGCUGAGGGAGCGCAUGUUCAUUGAGUACCUGACAGCCCUGGACACCGAGGCGGUUGCCGUCACCUCUCGGCUGGAGCUGAUCAAACUGAAAGCUCUGGCAGUUGUGCAGGAUCUGAAGGCCAAGGCUGACGAAGUGUUCGCCAGCAUGGAGGACUGGCUCGGCAGCCAGUUCCUGCAGGAGAUGGAGAGCAUCGCUGCCCUGCUUGCCGUGGGGCUGGAGCACAUUGAAGAUGGGACUAAGAUCAAGUACCACCUGGCGCUGGGCAGCAAGGAGUUCUUUGUGGACGGCGACGUGAAGCUGGUGGAGGAUCCGGGGCCUCUGCCCCGCCAGCCCUCCAUAGAGAUCCCCAAAGCCGGGCAGAUGACCAUGCAGCAGCUGCGGAACCUUGUGGAGCACUUCAUAGCCAUGUCCCCCACCGGUUUGAUGACGAGGAAAAUGUUCAUCGAGACUCUACACGAGCUGGUGUCCCAGGACCUUGGAUCAGACUAUCUCCACGAGCCCUGGUGCAACGUCACCUACCCUCAGCUGGUGGAGGUGGCGCGGGUUCUGGCACCGGACUCUGAAUUCCUGGACUGGCGGCAGUUUGUGCUCCCACUGGCCCAACCCUGGCCCUACCCCUCCCUGAUGGAGCUGCUGCAAACCAAGGACAGAUUCCAUGCCCUGGACCAGGCUGACUCUGGCUACGUCACUGAGCACCAGUAUGAGCAGGUGGAGCUGUGGUUCACAGGAGACGAAGGGAUACAGGUGCCCGAUGACCCAGUAGAGCCCAUCCCCUUCGACAGACUCAGGCAGCUCAAGCAGGUAAAGUGGCCCGUGACUCGCCCCACCCCUUCUCUACCAUCCCACACCUCCCCCACUGUGAGUGUGCCGCCUCUGGUUAUAUUACAGUUGGAGCCGAUUGCCAGCCUAACGGUGCCGGAGUGGAGGCUGAGCCCGGAAGAGGCGUUGCCCAGCCCGGUUGCCCACAAGGUGCCCCUGUCCGCACUCAUCCAGGUAUCCAGUCACGGAGCCCCAGCCAUCACCGAUACCCACCGGCAAGCGGGCCAGGACACCGAGACACGGCAACGCUGCAAGCGGUUCACACAAGUUUACAAGGAGCUGGGAUCAAAGGAGCUGGAGCCUGUUGCAUUUGACAUCCUUUUGAAGCAUCCUGUCAUCAUGGACUUGAUAACCAACACCAUGAGAUUCAGCCAACCUGAUAUCCAGGCUGUUGUGCAGAAGAGGAUGGAUUACGAGGGUGGAGCCAACAGCUCUCCCGAACCCUCGCUGGAGCCAUCCGUCAGCCCCCCCACCGACGAGCCCAGCCAGGGUCUGGGACCGGUCCAGGGACAUGCCCAGAGUCGCCGCAGACUUCACAAGGCGUGAGCCUUCCAACGUGGCCACCAAUGAACAAGAAUAAAUUCACACAUGCAUCA